AUGGGCUUGUUAACGAAAGUUGCUACAUCUAGACAAUUCUCUACAACGAGAUGCGUUGCAAAGAAGCUCAACAAGUACUCCUAUAUCAUCACUGAACCAAAGGGCCAAGGUGCCUCCCAAGCCAUGCUUUAUGCCACUGGUUUCAAGAAGGAUGAUUUCAAGAAGCCUCAAGUCGGUGUUGGCUCCUGUUGGUGGUCCGGUAACCCAUGUAAUAUGCAUCUAUUGGACUUGAACAACAGAUGUUCUCAAUCCAUUGAAAAGGCCGGUUUGAAGGCUAUGCAGUUCAAUACCAUCGGUGUUUCCGAUGGUAUCUCUAUGGGUACCAAGGGUAUGAGAUACUCAUUGCAAAGUAGAGAAAUUAUUGCAGACUCUUUUGAAACCAUCAUGAUGGCACAACACUACGAUGCCAAUAUUGCAAUCCCAUCAUGUGACAAAAACAUGCCUGGUGUCAUGAUGGCCAUGGGUAGACACAACAGACCUUCCAUCAUGGUUUAUGGUGGUACUAUCUUGCCUGGUCACCCAACUUGUGGUUCUUCGAAGAUCUCUAAAAACAUCGAUAUUGUCUCUGCUUUCCAAUCCUACGGUGAAUAUAUCUCCAAGCAAUUCACUGAAGAAGAAAGAGAAGAUGUCGUAGAACACGCAUGCCCAGGUCCUGGUUCAUGUGGUGGUAUGUACACUGCCAAUACAAUGGCCUCUGCCGCUGAAGUGCUAGGUUUGACCAUUCCAAACUCUUCUUCCUUCCCAGCGGUUUCUAAACAGAAGUUAGCUGAGUGUGAUAACAUUGGUGAGUACAUCAAACAGACAAUGGAAUUGGGUAUCUUGCCCCGUGAUAUCCUCACCAAGGAAGCUUUUGAAAACGCCAUUACUUAUGUCGUUGCAACUGGUGGGUCCACUAAUGCUGUUCUGCAUUUGGUGGCUGUUGCUCAUUCCGCAGGUGUCAAGUUGUCACCAGAUGAUUUCCAAAGAAUCAGCGAUACUACACCAUUGAUCGGUGACUUCAAACCUUCUGGUAAAUACGUCAUGGCUGAUUUGAUCAACGUUGGUGGUACGCAGUCUGUGAUUAAAUACCUAUACGAAAACAACAUGUUGCAUGGUAACACAAUGACUGUCACCGGUGACACUUUGGCAGAACGUGCUAAGAAGGCCCCAAGUCUACCUGAAGGACAAGAGAUUAUUAAGCCGCUCUCUCACCCAAUCAAGGCCAGCGGUCACUUACAAAUCUUGUAUGGUUCAUUAGCACCAGGUGGAGCUGUCGGUAAAAUUACCGGUAAGGAAGGUACUUACUUCAAAGGUACAGCACGUGUAUUCGAAGAGGAAGGUGCCUUUAUUGAAGCCUUGGAAAGAGGCGAAAUCAAGAAGGGUGAAAAAACCGUUGUUGUUAUCAGAUAUGAAGGUCCAAGAGGUGCCCCAGGUAUGCCUGAGAUGCUAAAGCCUUCCUCUGCUCUGAUGGGUUACGGUUUGGGUAAAGAUGUUGCAUUGUUGACUGAUGGUAGAUUCUCUGGUGGUUCUCACGGGUUCUUGAUCGGUCACAUUGUCCCAGAAGCUGCUGAAGGUGGUCCUAUCGGGUUGGUCAGAGACGGUGACGAAAUCAUUAUCGAUGCUGAUAACAACAAGAUUGAUCUAUUAGUCUCUGACAAGGAAAUGGCUCAACGUAAACAAAGCUGGGUUGCACCUCCACCUCGUUACACAAGAGGUACUCUAUCCAAAUAUGCUAAGUUGGUUUCCAACGCUUCCAACGGUUGUGUUUUAGAUGCUUGA
Messenger RNA from Saccharomyces paradoxus, 1758 nucleotides. It is a transcript of the gene ILV3, whose product is annotated as dihydroxy-acid dehydratase ILV3. Gene Ontology annotation, molecular function: dihydroxy-acid dehydratase activity. Lineage: Eukaryota; Fungi; Ascomycota; Saccharomycetes; Saccharomycetales; Saccharomycetaceae. The transcript has a single exon. Gene Ontology annotation, cellular component: mitochondrion. Bases 1 to 1758 code for a protein of 585 amino acids. Gene Ontology annotation, biological process: branched-chain amino acid biosynthetic process. The record is from RefSeq and is a predicted model, not a curated record.